Messenger RNA from Aspergillus glaucus CBS 516.65, 1895 nucleotides. RefSeq names its product translocon subunit SEC61. Gene Ontology annotation, cellular component: membrane; Sec61 translocon complex. Gene Ontology annotation, molecular function: signal sequence receptor activity; transmembrane protein transporter activity; ribosome binding. Gene Ontology annotation, biological process: SRP-dependent cotranslational protein targeting to membrane, translocation; post-translational protein targeting to membrane, translocation. The coding region runs from base 157 to 1593 and encodes 478 amino acids. The transcript has 5 exons. The record is from RefSeq and is a predicted model, not a curated record. NCBI's taxonomy places the organism in Eukaryota, Fungi, Ascomycota, Eurotiomycetes, Eurotiales, Aspergillaceae.
CUCCUCUGUCUCUCCAUUUCCUUUUCUAUUUCUCUUCGAUUCAAUCGUUCUUCACUCUUUUUUUGGCUGGUCCUCUAUUCCAGCUUCUUUUUCUUUAUUUUCCCUCUUUCUCUCCCUAAUCCCUCCCCCUAUUGACUCGGGAGGUCAACCGUCACCAUGAGCGGACUUCGCUUCCUCGAUCUGAUUAAGCCCUUCACGCCCCUCCUCCCGGAGGUGGCAGCCCCGGAGACCAAGGUUCCCUUCAACCAGAAGCUGAUGUGGACGGGAUUGACCUUGUUGAUCUUCUUGGUUAUGAGUCAGAUGCCUUUGUAUGGUAUCGUCUCGUCCGACACGUCGGAUCCGCUGUACUGGCUACGUAUGAUGUUGGCCAGUAACCGGGGUACGCUCAUGGAGUUGGGUAUUACUCCCAUCAUUUCUUCGGGCAUGGUUUUCCAGCUCCUCGCUGGUACCCACCUCAUCGAUGUCAACCUGGACCUCAAGACCGACCGUGAGCUCUACCAGACCGCCCAGAAGCUUUUUGCCAUCAUCCUUUCGUUCGGUCAGGCCUGUGUUUACGUCUUGACUGGUCUCUACGGCCAGCCCAGCGACCUCGGUGCCGGUAUCUGUGUUCUGUUGAUCGUUCAGCUGGUUGUUGCUGGUCUCGUGGUUAUCCUCCUCGAUGAGCUGCUCCAGAAGGGCUACGGUCUCGGAAGCGGUAUCUCGCUUUUCAUUGCUACCAACAUUUGCGAGUCGAUUGUCUGGAAGGCCUUCUCCCCCACGACCAUCAACACUGGCCGUGGCCCCGAGUUCGAGGGUGCCAUCAUCGCCCUGUUCCACCUCCUGUUGACCUGGCCCGACAAGCAACGUGCUCUGUACGAAGCUUUCUACCGCCAGAACCUCCCCAACGUUAUGAACCUCCUGGCUACCGUCAUCGUCUUUGCCUCCGUCAUCUACCUCCAGGGCUUCCGUGUUGAGAUCCCCGUCAAGUCCUCCCGCCAGCGUGGCAUGCGUGGUUCUUACCCCGUCCGCCUGUUCUACACCUCCAACAUGCCCAUCAUGCUUCAGUCCGCUCUGUGCUCCAACAUCUUCCUGAUCAGCCAGAUGCUGUACUCGCGUUUCUCUGACAACAUCCUUGUCAAGCUUCUCGGUGUCUGGGAGCCCCGUGAGGGUUCUGCCCAGCUCCACGCUGCUUCGGGUAUUGCCUACUACAUGUCUCCUCCCUUGAACUUCAAGGAGGCCCUUCUUGACCCCGUUCACACCUCCGUGUACAUUGCUUUCAUGCUCGUUGCCUGCGCUCUCUUCUCCAAGACCUGGAUUGAGGUUUCCGGCUCUGCUCCCCGUGAUGUUGCCAAGCAGCUCAAAGACCAGGGUCUCGUCAUGGCCGGUCACCGUGAGCAGAGCAUGUACAAGGAACUGAAGCGUAUCAUCCCCACUGCUGCCGCUUUCGGUGGUGCUUGCAUUGGUGCUCUGUCCGUUGCCUCUGACCUUCUCGGUGCUCUUGGAAGCGGCACUGGUAUUCUGCUCGCUGUUACCAUUAUAUACGGAUACUUCGAAAUUGCUGCCCGAGAGGGCGACUUCGGUUCUGGCCUCAAGGGCCUUGUCCCCGGCAGCUAAGCAGGGGAACUUUUGACGAACAGUAUGAGAUAGGACUGUGAUUUCUUUUGAUUCUUCGUUUCAGGAUUGGUGCUGUUACGGCGAAGACUUCUUCUGAGGUGUCUUCCACAUGACAGAUAAUAAUUUAUGACGGCAAGAUGUGGAGCUUGAAUACUUCAUUAUACAUGUAUUGAUAGUGUCUUUUAUGAUCUUUUUUUUUUAUGUUAUCUGUCAUGAUGGGAGUUUACAAGGAAGUGAGGCUGUGCUGUAUAUAACACCAAAUCCUGGUUUGUAACCAUAUUAUGAAAAUUCAAAAUAGAUGU